AUGAUGGAAGAGGUAGAACUUAUCGGGAUAGAUGCAGAUAAAUCAGAAAUAUCAAGCGCCAGGCUCAGACUAGAACAGCUUCGCUACAGAAUUGAUGGCCGCUUGAGCGGGCCCUCUGUUAGGAUAAUACUGAUUCAGCGGCCAGUUUCUGCAAUACCCGCAAUGAAUAUUUUUUUUGAUGGGCUCUCGGCGAUUGAGAUCAUUGAGCACCUGGCUCCCGACGAAUUGGAGGCCUUUCCAGAGCUUUUCCGCUAUUCGUCAGACUUUUUGUCAAAGGCAACCGUUACUACGCCAAACUCGGAAUAUAAUCUUUUUUUGCCGUGCGGACCAACACGAUUUCGACACCCAGACCACAAAUUUGAGUGGACGAGGGCCGAAUUUAGACAUUGGUGCCGUUCCCAUCUUGUGGAUCCAAACAUCGCCUGUCACUGCCAGUUUGAGCAAAUUGGAAUCCUGCCUGGUAAGGGAAGCAUGUCUGCUACAGGAGGUUGUUCGCAAGCUUUCACCAUCAGCCUGCAAUUAAAAAAGGCACGGAUUCCACCAUUCAUCCCUCCAGCGGAUGCAUUUACUUUCCACUUCAAAAGCAAAAAGCUAGCAGACAGGGAGCGGUCCUUUCUUAUCUCAAUGCUGAAGCCACUGGUGUAUAAAAAGGAGGCUGUAUUACUUUCAGAUGCUGUAAUUCAGUUAAAUUGCCUACGCUAUUCAGAGGAAUUUAUCACAGAUGCGAUCGCUAGGAGUGAUGAACUGGACUUGACCAUGGACGGUAAGUCGUUUUAUGAGGUCUGCAAAAAUUUUAAUUAA
Messenger RNA from Mitosporidium daphniae, 801 nucleotides. RefSeq lists its product as uncharacterized. NCBI's taxonomy places the organism in Eukaryota, Fungi, Microsporidia. The transcript has a single exon. The coding region runs from base 1 to 801 and encodes 266 amino acids. Gene Ontology annotation, biological process: piRNA processing; siRNA processing; RNA methylation. Gene Ontology annotation, cellular component: nucleus; cytoplasm. The record is from RefSeq and is a predicted model, not a curated record. Gene Ontology annotation, molecular function: RNA methyltransferase activity; O-methyltransferase activity.